Messenger RNA from Falco peregrinus (peregrine falcon), 9677 nucleotides. RefSeq names its product Ral GTPase activating protein catalytic subunit alpha 2 (gene RALGAPA2). The record is from RefSeq and is a predicted model, not a curated record. NCBI's taxonomy places the organism in Eukaryota, Metazoa, Chordata, Aves, Falconiformes, Falconidae. Bases 284 to 6049 code for a protein of 1921 amino acids. Gene Ontology annotation, cellular component: nucleus; cytoplasm. Gene Ontology annotation, biological process: positive regulation of GTPase activity; regulation of small GTPase mediated signal transduction. Gene Ontology annotation, molecular function: GTPase activator activity. The transcript has 40 exons.
CGGUUUCGCGCUGGCACGCCCACCCGUGAGGCGGCGGGCGACGAGCUCGGUCGCCCGGUGGGGACGCUCCCAUCUUCCCCCCUCCCUUCCUCCCCGCUGGCCCCGGGCGGCGCAGCCGUAGCGGGCAGGGCUGUGGGCGCCCGCUCCCCGCACCUGCCCGGCCGCCGGGCCCUCAGCCCCUCCCGCGGACAACAGCCGCUGCGCGGCCCGCACCCGCCGCAGCCCCCAAGGGAGCCCGUUCCCCUCAGCUGCCGGCGCCCCCCGCCGCCCGCCCCGCGCCGGGAUGUUCUCCAGGAAGGGCCACGCCGAUGUCAGGAAAUCCACCCAGAAGGCACUGGACCCCAAGCGGGACGUACUCACCCGCCUCAAGCAUCUCCGGGCGCUGCUGGAUAUUGUGGAUGGAAGUGACCUGAAGCAAUUUUUUGAGAACAAUUAUUCUCAAAUUUAUUUUAUAUUCUAUGAAAACUUUGUAAUACUGGAAAAUAGCUUGAAACAAAAAGGGAAUAAAUCACAAAGGGAGGAGCUGGACUCCAUUCUCUUUCUUUUUGAAAAAAUAUUGCAGCUACUGCCCGAGCGGAUUUUUUAUCGAUGGCAUUUUCGCAGUAUAGGGUCGAUUCUGAAGAAACUUUUGCACAGUGGAAAUUCUCUCAAGAUAAGAUGUGAAGGAAUCCGACUGUUUCUUCUCUGGCUUCAAGCGCUUCAGACUAACUGUGCAGAAGAGCAGAUAUUAAUAUUUGCAUGCCUUGUGCCUGGCUUUCCAUCCAUUAUGUCCUCACGAGGUCCCUGUACACUAGAUAACCUCAUUAGUCCUCCUAAUUCGCCAGAUGCUAAGAUUUUUCCAGAAGAAAUAGCUCCACUUUUGCCAGCUGUCUCUGGAGAGAAAAUAGCUGAAGACCAAACCUGCUAUUUUCUUCAGCUACUGUUAAAAUAUAUGGUAAUUCAGGCUGCAAGUUUAGAGUGGAAGAAUAAGGAGAACCAAGAUACUGGUUUUAAGUUUCUCUUCACCUUGUUUAGAAAAUAUUAUCUUCCUCACUUGUUUCCAUCUUUUACAAAGCUUACCAACCUCUACAAACCUGUACUUGAUAUUCCUGAUAUAAGACCAAGACCAGUAUACAUUACUGCAACACGAAACAGUGAAAAUGUCUAUAGCACAAAAAUCCCAUAUAUGGCAGCUCGAGUUGUUUUUAUUAAGUGGCUUGUUACCUUCUUUCUUGAAAAGAAAUACUUAACUACUGUUCAGAAUACAAAAAAUGGAGGAGAAAUGCUCCCUAAAAUUAUUCAGACUGUUGGUGUUGUAAACCAAGAUAAAAACACAGAGCUGGAAACCACUAUGUCUUACGCAAGUGAGCAGGAGAGAAGCCAUUCGAACAGCAGCACCUUGUCUGACAGAAGGCUCAGCAACUCCAGUGUCUGCAGCAUCGAAGAGCAGCAUCGGACCGUCUAUGAGAUGGUGCAGAGAAUCCUCUUAUCCACUCGAGGAUAUGUUAACUUUGUUAAUGAGGUAUUUCGACAAGCUUUUUUAUUGCCACCUUCUGAUAUAUCUGCAACACGAAAAGUGGUGAAGGUAUACCGAAAGUGGAUACUGCAAGAGAAACCUGUGUUUAUGGAGGAGCCAGACAAAAAGGAAGAUGGUCAGGAUGCUGUUGUCAACUUGGGAGAUUCAUCAGUGCAAACGGAUGGUAAACAUCUCUCCUCAGACCAUUCAGGACAUAAGCGCUCAUCCAGCUGGGGAAGAACAUACUCCUUUACCAGUGCUGUUAACAGAGGAUGUGUAUUAGAAGAUGAGGACAAAAAUGUUAAAGCUGGUACUCAAGCUGCGUUACAGGUAUUCUUGACAAACUCUGCAAAUGUUUUCUUAUUGGAACCAUGCAUUGAAGUCCCUGUGCUUCUGAAGGAGCAAGUUGAUGCUUGCAAAGCAGUUCUGAGUAUCUUUAGGCGCAUGAUAAUGGAACUGUCAAUGAAUAGAAAGACAUGGGAACAGAUGUUACAGAUACUCCUUAGAAUAACAGAAGCUGUGAUGCAGAAGCCGAAAGAGAACCAAAUAAAGGAUACAUUCGCUCAGAGCAUGUCAGGAUUACUUUUCCGAACCCUCAUUGUGGCUUGGAUCAGAGCAAAUCUGAGCGUUUACAUUUCUCGGGAGCUGUGGGAUGAGCUGCUCAGUGUUCUGUCUUCCCUGACGGACUGGGAGGAGCUCAUAAACGAGUGGGCCAAUAUCAUGGACUCUCUAACAGCAGUGCUAGCAAGAACCGUGUAUGGGGUGGAAAUGACAAACUUACCCUUGGAUAAGCUCAGUGAACAAAAAGAAAAAAAGCAGAGAGGAAAAGGUGGCAUUUUAGAGCCUCAAAAGACAGCUGUAGUAGGAAGAUCUUUUUCAUUAAGCUGGAAAAGCCAUCCUGAAGUUGUGGAGCCAAUGAGAUUCAGAAGUGCUACAACCUCUGGAGCCCCGGGAGUUGAGAAAGCAAGAAAUAUUGUUCGUCAAAGAGCAACAGCUAAGCGAAGCCAGUCUAUCAGCAACUGUGUUCAUCUUUAUGAGGCUUUGCCAGCCACUAAAAGUGUACCUCUUCUGCUUCACACUGUGAGCUCUCUCUUACCUGGUAUCUCUUACACUUCUUGCUCUCACAGACUGUCAGAAGUUGAAGAAUCUCAACAGAUGGAAAAUCCAACAGGAACAGAAACUACAGGCCUGUUUGCAGACCAAGAACAGCAGCUAACUCGUAGUAGCAGCACUUCAGAUAUUACAGAUCAGUUUCCAUCUGAAUUUUUUCAAGGUAAAAAGGCUGGAAGUUCUCAUAAUUUAACUUCAGACUCCAAACCAGUUCAGGAAAAUAAGGGAUAUAUCAAGAAGGAACAUGAAGGAGAGCAAGUACUAGUACAAAGAAGAAGCAGUAGUACAGCUGAACUAGAUUUGAAAUCAGACUUGCAGCAAUCGCAUGGAAGUUAUAGAGAGAGAGAAAAAAGUGAAAGUGUUAGCAGCGACACGUCCAUUGGCUAUAAUAAUGAAGUAGAGAUCACGCUCAUCCCCUGGCAAGCUUCUGAAGAAGACCACGAAGUUAAUGCGUCAGCAGAUAUUUGUGUGGAUCCUGAUGCUCCUCGCUGGCUUCAACUUAGUCCUUCAGAUACUGCAAAUCUAACAGACAGUAGUGAAUUCCUUGCUGAUGACUGCAGUAUAAUUGCUGGUGGAAGCCUUAUCGGUUGGCAUCCUGAUUCUGCAGCUGUUUUAUGGAGGAGGAUCUUGGGAAUUCUUGGAGAUGUGAACAAUAUACAGUCACCUAAAAUCCAUGCAAAAGUUUUUGGGUAUCUCUAUGAGUUGUGGUAUAAACUUGCAAAGAUAAGGGACAACCUUGCUAUCAGUGUGGACAAUCAGUCUACUCCCUCUCCUCCUGUCUUAAUUCCUCCUCUCAGAAUAUUCGCAUCAUGGUUGUUCAAGGCAACAACCCUGCCAAAUGAAUAUAAGGAAGGCAAACUUCAGGCAUACAGGCUGAUCUGUGCUAUGAUGACUAGGCGUCAAGAUGUUCUGCCAAAUUCUGAUUUCCUGGUUCAUUUUUAUUUUGUGAUGCACCUUGGCUUAACAAGUGAAGACCAGGAUAUCUUAAAUACCGUUAUAAAGCACUGCCCACCUUGGUUUUUCUUCCUGGGCUUACCUGGCUUUACGAUGCUGAUAGGAGACUUCAUUACUGCAGCGGCCAGGGUGCUGAGCACAGACAUGCUGGAGGCUCCCCGUUCAGAAGCUCACACCAUCCUUGGUUCUCUUGUUUGCUUUCCAAACAUCUACCAAGAAAUCCCACUGUUGAGACCUAUUUCAGAAGCCGGUGAGAUCAUUGCAGGAACUGCAGAUGUGAAGUGUUACCUCAUAAAUAUUUUAUUGAAGAAUGCUACAGAGGAGCCAAGUGAACCCGCAAGAUGCAUAGCCAUUUGUGGUCUUGGAGUUUGGAUAUGUGAAGAACUAACGCAAUGCACAAACCAUCCCCAAGUGAAGGAAGCAAUCAAUGUCAUAGGUGUGACACUGAAGUUUUCUAAUAAGCUGGUAGCUCAGGUAGCCUGUGAUGUUCUUCAGCUUCUGGUUUCUCACUGGCAAAAGCUUCAGAAGUACGAAUCCUCUCUGUCCAGAAAAAUUACUGAAAUCCUUGUGGCCACUAUUGCAUUUCUUUUGCCGAGUGCUGAAUACUCUUCUGUGGAAGCAGAUAAAAAGUUUAUAGUUUCACUGCUACUUUGCUUAUUGGAUUGGUGUAUGGCAUUACCCAUGAAAAUGCUACUGGAGCCGGUAUCUGCUGGUGUUCUUGAGGAUCAACAUGCAUCCAAAGCCCCUUUACUGGACUAUAUUUACAGAGUUCUACACUGCUGUGUGAAUGGCUCCAGCACGUAUACUCAGCAAAGCCAUUAUGUGCUGAGUCUUGCAGAUCUCUCGUCCAGUGAUUAUGACCCAUUUUUGCCACUUGGGAAUGUCAGGAGCUCUGAGCCAGCCCAUUGCCACUCUUCCACAGAUUUGGGCAACCUGCUCACUGUUGCUGAAGAAAAAAGGAGGAGGAAUUUAGAGUUGAUACCUUUAACGGCGCGGAUGGUUAUGACUCACUUGGUGAAUCACCUGAGUCACUACCCACUUAGUGGAGGCCCUGCCAUUCUCCACAGUCUCCUUAGCGAGAACCAUGACAACUCCUACGUUGAGUCCUCCGAGCUGUCCUCAGAAGUCUUCCGGAGUCCCAACCUGCAGCUCUUUGUGUUUAAUGACAGUACUCUUAUAUCUUACCUCCAAAUCCCUGCAGAGAAGACGACAGACACUGAGCCAGCAGCAACCCCCUCAGACGUUAGGGUAAUUGUCAGAGAUAUCUCAGGGAAGUACUCUUGGGAUGGCAGAAUAUUGUACGGACCUUUGGAGGGCUGCCUUCCACAGCAGAGUGCAACAAAAGCAUUUGUGAUCUCGGGCAACUCUGAGCACCACUUCACUUCCCAGAAAGACAUUUCUCAGGUGGAAGACGGAGAAGAUGCCCUGGACCAUUUGCUGGAAAAGAUUGGUAACACCAGCCCUGAAUGUCUUUUACAUCCCCAGCGAAAGCUGAACGAGCCAUCGCCACCACCGUUUGGUAUGAGCUACGACCAAGAGAAUGCAAUCGCUGAAGCCCUGAUGAGGCAGAGUGCCCGUGAAAAAGAGUAUAUGUUUAAGUGCAGCUCGGAGUUCGGUAUGAAGGUGGCCUGUCAAGAACCACCACGUCCUGCUGAACCUCAAGCAUCCUUUUAUUUCUGUCGGCUGCUGCUAAAUGACUUGGGGAUGAACUCCUGGGAUAGAAGAAAAAGCUUUCAUCUUCUUAAGAAAAAUUCAAAAUUACUGCGAGAACUGAAAAAUCUGGAUUCCCGCCAAUGCCGUGAAACGCAUAAGAUUGCAGUGUUUUACAUUGCAGAAGGACAGGAGGACAAAUGUUCCAUACUGUCCAAUGCCCGAGGAAGCCAGGCAUAUGAAGAUUUUGUUGCUGGACUGGGCUGGGAGGUUGAUCUUUCAACGCAUGGUGGGUUUAUGGGCGGCCUGCAGCGCAAUGGCAGCACAGGACAAACAGCACCCUAUUACGCUACCUCGACUGUGGAAAUUAUUUUUCAUGUGUCUACAAGAAUGCCAUCAGAUUCAGAUGAUUCACUUACCAAAAAGCUUCGUCACUUGGGAAAUGAUGAGGUUCACAUCGUCUGGUCUGAACACACUAGGAACUACCGCAGAGGCAUUAUACCAACAGAUUUUGGAGAUGUUUUAAUUGUUAUUUAUCCAAUGAAGAAUCACAUGUUUUUCAUAGAGAUAAUGAAGAAACCAGAGGUGCCAUUUUUUGGUCCUCUCUUCAAUGGAGCAAUCGUGACUGCAAAGCUGCUGCCAAGCCUCAUAUGUGCCACGUGCAUCAAUGCCAGCAGAGCCGUCAAGUCACUCAUCCCGCUCUACCAGAGCUUUUAUGAGGAAAGAGCUCUGUAUCUCGAAGCAAUAAUCCAGAACCAUAAAGAAGCAAUGACAUUUGAGGAUUUUGCCGCUCAGGUCUUUUCUCCCUCUCCCAGCUACUCCCUUGGUGGAACUGAUUAGAAUAUGUAAUGGUCUCAUUAUGGUAAUUGCUGCAGGUAAGAGCAAUGCUUCCCACAGGCCUCGCUGCUGCUGGCGUUGCACUUCAUCACUAACAGCUCUCCUCCUCUUCCUCUUCCUCCUCCUCUUCCUCCUGUGCUCAACGCACGGCUGCUGUGGCUCUGGGGCUCUCUGGGUCUGUCUCUGCCUGUCCCUGUUGCCACCACCCCAUCUCCUCCCGUCCCUGCAUACCGAGCCCCACGGGGUGCCCACCGCCUGCCCACCCAGGCAGCUGCUGCCGGGCCCAGCCAACACCAGCACCUGCCGCGAUGGGAAGCAUUUUCGUCGUGGCUGGGCCCGCCUGCGUGUGUGUUUGUGGCCAGGGCACCACGGGGACGGGGUCAGGGAUGGGGCAGCCACUGGGAAUAUGCUGGGCACACCCCCUGGCCCGCCAGUGGCGAGUGCCCAUGGCAGCUGCGUGGCAUCACCUCCAUGGCAGCGCUCGCCCAGAAGCCAGCGUGACUUACAGGAGAGAGCUGCUGGGCAGCUUUUGACGGAGUUUCCCCCCCUUUUUGCAAAUUUCACAUGUUUGUUGGCCAAGCUGUAAAUUUUAAGCACUGUGCUGGUCCACCUGUGAGUCAGAAACUGGUAAUUUUUAUUUACUAUGCCAUCACGGAGCUGCUGCUUGGUUUUUGCAACUUAUAAUUUCACAUUGCCCGUGCACCACCUGAAACGAACAGAGCAAGAGAGAAAAAAAAACCUCCCCCACAUCACUGCAAAAAGAACAAGAACUAAGCCUCUCGCAAGCAUCUUGACACCAGUGGAGCUGGCUGUCCCAGCGCGUCGGUGGCUGCGUGCAGCCCUGCUUCUCUCCCUAGCGCAGCUGAGCGAGCGGAGCCUCGGCUCUGAACAAAGUUGCAGGCUCCUCUUGCAAGACAGCCAAGUAAUUAGAGUUCGUGCCAGACAGCUUGCGAGUGGAAUUAUAAUAUUUGUAUGAAAGCCUUUAUCUUUCGUGGUUAUUACUUGCUCACUCUGCAGCUGCUGUCUCCCUAUCAAUCAGGGCGGUUUCGGGGGAGCUUCAAGGUUGAUUGCAUAGCUAAGGACUCGCCAGAAGAAAGUUUGGACUGAAGGAAUGUGCCGGCUCCUGAGGCGGGCGGAUGCUGCGCUGCGGUGUGCCUCCCUGCAGCCCCACCUGCCGCAGCCGCCCCGCUUUUCAUAUGCGCAGGCGAUGCAUUGUUCAGUGCUUGCAUGAAUAUUGCUUGAGCUUGUCCAUUUGGUGAAAACUGUAUUAUUUUGACCAUCUGCCAUUCUGCUUAACUGCAGGAAUGUAAAGUACAACAUCUCCCUCACAGCCCUUCCCUCCCCCACGCUUUUCUCCCCACGAACAGCACUGCAGGUUUUGUUUUUAAUCCCAAACUGACAGCUCCAGGUUUUUUAUGGAAGAUGUCUUUACAUGCUAAGUCAUAUUUUUCACCUUUUUUUAAUGCAAUAUUUCCCCUUCAGUCAAUUGUCUUGAAGUAUAAAUCUGGUAAGUAAAGAUUGUCUUUGAAAUGCAAACACCUGUUUGCAAACUGUUGGAGGAGCAAGAGGUGCUUUGGGCUUGGCUGCAGCGGGACCUGGGCAUUGCUCUGUUCCUGCUUCGAGUCACUAAAGUAUCUAGGGUCAGCUAAAGCACCGGGACAAAGCUUUAACCCCUGCCGCGAGGAAAUGGAAGGCGAUGCUGCCUGUGCCCAGCAAACCCCAUGGAGUUUCCGAGCAUUGCUCCCCAGAAGUGACAGGAUCGGUGCAAGCUGUUAACGUGCAGAGCAGGGCUGCUGCCGUUCCCGCUGAUGGGGUGAGACGGGCUGUCGUGUUUGGCAGGAGUCUGGAAUACCCGAAUUAACUUCAGCUGCGUGGUGAAAAAGCAGCCGAGUCUAUUUGGGUCUGUGUCCUUAGGAGGUAAAUUGAGUGCCAGGGGCUUCACUGCCCACAGAGACCUUGCCCACGGCUGCCCCCUCCACCUGGCUGAGCCACAGGCGAGUCCUGGCACGUUUCGCGAGGACAAGGCUCGCCCUGCUCGUGAGCGAGGUUGUCCCGCCGCGCCACCGCCUGUGAGUGGCUCAGCUGUGGCACUGCCUGCAUCUUGGUGCAUUGCCUGCGCGUUCGAGAGUCACCUGGGCUGGUAGAGGGAGUAUUAAAGACAGUAGCCCUAUAGUCAUCAGUUAUACAAACCAACAGCAAAUAAAGGCGUGGUGUGAAAGUACGGCUCAUUGCGCAGGGGAGGGUCUGUGCUGCAGAAGGCAGCCAUCGGCCUGGAGCUGGGAGGGGUCGGGCUGCCACAGUGGCCUCGACCCUCGGUGUGGGCUGGGGGCCGUCUGCCGGCCUCCGCACAGGCUCACACCACCUGGCUGCGAGGCUGCUCCUCUGCCCCACCGCCAAGCAAAACCUUUGUGUUAAUGCGUAGAGAAUUGUGACAUGGUUUAAAAAUACCGUACCCCAGGGGAGCUGAUGAAAUGACACGCACACGGGGAAGGGCCCUGGGACAGAUCAGAACUGCAGCAGCAAGAGCAGGGCUGGGUUGCAGCAUGCGUGUCCCUAUUCCUCCGAGCACCAUUAUGGGCGCACCGGGGAGAGGCAGGAGCUGCGCACACGCGCCCACCUCAGUUCAUUCAUUUACUUCUUAGUUUAAUCACUGCUCCUCAUCUGUUCUCAUUCAGACAACCCAUUUAGUCCUGGCCUCUAGUCGUAAUCGCCCCUGGGCAAUAACCGAGAUGUAACUUAAUGUUGUUGAACAGCAAAGCGUAAACACUUGUAGACACUGCUGCAGCCACCCGGGUCCCCCAGCCCACAAAUGAAGGUCUUGGAUGGUGGCCGUGAGUGCACCAACAAUGGUGGGUACCUAGCGUCCUCUUUGAGGAGUGGAACUAGUUGGGAAAAAAUUAGGAUUCUUUUUUAAUUGGAGUCUAAGAUACCUUCCAGGUGGAGUUUCAUGAAAGCAUUUGCGCUGUGGAAACUCAUUUCUAGCUCUCUGUAGCCGAUUAAAUAGAGGAGAGCCAUGUAGUGGCACACAGAGCAGAAAUAGUUUUACAUAAAACACACACUUGAAACAAACAUUUUUCGAGUCCUGUUACGUGGGCUUUAUUGGCCCGUCAAGCGAGCAGGAUUGGUGCAGCCAUUCCCCAGCACGGUGCUGGGCUGCAGGCGGCUGCUGGAGCCCCCCUGGGAGGGGCUGUUGGGGGGCUCUCGCCUGCCCACCGGGCGCUGCUGGCCGCUCGCAGCCCCGCCGCACCUUGCUUCUCCUGGAAGCCGGCAAAGAGCAAUGCCUUUUUUUUUUUGCGGGGAGGGCCAGGGUGGCAGUUCCUCAGCUGCCUGGGCCGCUAUAAAACGUCAGGUUCACCUGAGUGACACCCAAGAUUAAUUUGGAAGAGGAGGUGGGAGAGGGGCUGCGUUUUCUGCAGUUGUUCUGAUGCAAAGACACGCAGGCUGUUUCUGUCCUUGCGUUAUUUUCCCCUGCCCGUUAUGUUUUCCAGGCUGCCUCACCACAAGUGCAAGCGCUGACCUUCCCGUGGCAAUAGGACUGGAGCUGGCAGAGCAGACCUCGCCCGCGCUGCCACGGGCCUCGAGGAGCAGAGUCCCUGGGAAGCUUCGCCGCUCCGCCAGUGCUCUCAGCAAG